Molecule: messenger RNA, 1995 nt
Organism: Arabidopsis thaliana (thale cress)
Lineage: Eukaryota; Viridiplantae; Streptophyta; Magnoliopsida; Brassicales; Brassicaceae
Product: sieve element occlusion protein
Exons: 6
Coding region: 1-1995 (664 amino acids)
Biological process (GO): phloem development
Source: RefSeq, marked reviewed
AUGAAUUUCCGACGCGACAUCUCUGCUCUGAAUGAAGACAUCAUAGUUGAGCAGCUACUUCGUAGCCAUGAUCCAGACGGUCGCUGGCUUGAUUCCGAAAUGCUGCUUCAAGAAGUCGAAACCAUCUUAAGCUUUGUUCUGCAAAAUGAUGUUUCUAGACCGCUUCUGACAGAGAAUUGUAUCACCACCAUUGAAGUUUUUGACUCAAAGGAAACACUACCAUACGCUAUCUUCAGAAUCUCCGUUCAGAUGCUUUGUCCAUGUACUGGGGAAAAUGAGAUCCGGAAAAGGACAAUGGUUUUGUUUGAUCUUCUCAAGGAAUACAGAUGGGAUGCAAAAGCUGUGUUAGUACUAGGAGUCCUUGCCGCAACAUAUGGAGGACUAUUGCUACCAGUUCAUCUGGCCAUCUGUGAUCCCGUUGCAGCAUCAAUUGCAAAACUCAACCAGUUGCCUAUUGAGAGAACCAAGUUCAGACCGUGGUUAGAGUCUCUAAACUUGCUCAUUAAAGCCAUGGUGGAUGUAACCAAAUGCAUCAUCAAAUUUGAAAAAAUUCCAUUUAAACAAGCGAAGCUAGACAACAACAUUUUGGGAGAAACCUUGUCUAACAUCUAUCUGACUACUUAUCGGGUUGUCAAAAGUGCACUCACAUGCAUGCAGCAGAUCCCUUAUUUCAAGCAAACGCAGCAGGCAAAAAAAUCAAGGAAAACAGCAGCGGAACUUUCAAUUGAAUCAAGGAGAGCAGCAGGAGAACUGUCUAGUUUGGGAUAUCAGUUGCUGAACAUACACACCCGCCUCAACAAGCAGGUAGAAGAUUGCAGCACACAAAUAGAGGAAGAAAUCAAUCAAAGGCUUAGAAACAUUAACAUAGAGACUCAUCAAGACAACCAAGACGUACUCCACCUACUUUUUUCUCUACAAGAUGAUUUGCCACUUCAACAAUACUCCAGACAGAUAUCUAUAACUGAGGUACAAGAUAAGGUAACACUACUGCUAUUAUCAAAGCCACCAGUAGAGCCACUUUUCUUCCUACUCCAACAGCUAUACGAUCAUCCAUCUAACACCAACACAGAACAAAACUACGAGAUCAUAUGGGUUCCAAUACCAUCAUCCCAAAAAUGGACAGACGAAGAGAAAGAAAUCUUCGAUUUCUACUCCAAUUCCUUACCAUGGAUCUCAGUAAGGCAACCAUGGUUGAUGAGCUCCACAAUACUCAACUUUUUCAAACAAGAAUGGCAUUAUAAAGAUAACGAAGCAAUGUUGGUUGUUAUCGAUUCUAACGGGAGGUUCGUCAACAUGAAUGCCAUGGAUAUGGUGUUGAUUUGGGGUGUUAAAGCAUAUCCAUUCUCAGUUUCUAGAGAAGAUGAGCUUUGGAAAGAACAUGGAUGGUCUAUCAAUCUCUUGCUUGAUGGAAUUCAUCCUACAUUUGAAGGAAGAGAGAUCUGCAUAUUCGGAAGCGAGAAUUUGGAUUGGAUUGACGAAUUUGUGUCACUAGCGAGAAAAAUUCAAAACCUAGGGUUCCAGUUAGAGCUGAUUUACCUAAGCAACCAGAGACGAGACGAGCGAGCCAUGGAAGAGAGCUCAAUUUUGUUCAGUCCUACAUUGCAACAGCUCUUCUGGCUCCGAUUAGAAAGCAUCGAAAGAUCAAAACUCAAGCGGAUUGUAAUUGAACCAUCGAAACCUGAUCGUGUUUUUGAAGAAGUUAGGAACCUUCUCGACUUCGAUUACGGGAAACAUAGAGGUUGGGGAAUCAUUGGGAAUGGAUCAACUGCGGAGACGGUUGAUGGAGAGAAGAUGACGGAGAGGAUGAGAAAGAUUGUGCGGUGGGGAGAGUAUGCGAAGGGGUUGGGUUUUACGGAGGCGAUUGAGAUUGCGGCGGAGAAGCCGUGUGAACUGAGUCACACGGCGGUUGUUCCGUUUGAAGAAGCGUUGACGAUGAAAGUUGUCACGUGCGAGAAAUGUAAGUGGCCAAUGAAGAGGUUUGUUGCAUAUCAGUAA